Molecule: messenger RNA, 2133 nt
Organism: Penicillium concentricum
Lineage: Eukaryota; Fungi; Ascomycota; Eurotiomycetes; Eurotiales; Aspergillaceae
Product: Zn(II)2Cys6 transcription factor
Exons: 3
Coding region: 1-2133 (710 amino acids)
Biological process (GO): positive regulation of transcription by RNA polymerase II; DNA-templated transcription
Cellular component (GO): nucleus
Molecular function (GO): sequence-specific DNA binding; zinc ion binding; DNA-binding transcription factor activity, RNA polymerase II-specific
Source: RefSeq, a predicted model, not a curated record
AUGGCUUCUCUGCCCCCUGUACAGGCAUCUCCCUCGGCAUCUGGAUCAUAUAGGACGUUUUCGGGUAAACGCCCUUCCACUAAUCUAGGCGCAGACGAGGAGAACCGGCGGAAAGACCCGAAGAUUAGUAGGGCCUGUGACACCUGCAAGCGAAAGAAAAUACGAUGUGACGGCAUACUUCCAUGCAGCACCUGUGUUAAGAGAAAGCUCAACUGUGCCUAUGACGCGAAAUAUGGCCGAGGACGGCCUCCGACCCCACCACCUUCAACCACAAUCAAUGAACGCCAAGAGAGACCACGAAGUGAUAGUGCAAAUGACCUUUCUAUCUGGCAGCCACCAGCACCCGUCGCUCAUGAGGUCUCGACUUCCCAAGUGCAUUCUCACGCCUCGCCCGAAAUCGAAAUCGAGGGUCAAUAUUUUGACCCUACCUCGGGAUUGAACUUUCUACACCGAGCGUGGAAAAAGUUGUUGAUUCAAAAGGAUGAGUCUGCAUCAUAUGACCCGAAUGACACGGAGCGAAAUCAACUUCUCACUUCGGCCGGAGACCCCCCGUUUCACAUUGACGAUAGCGCAUCAGACAGCUUCAUUCCAGAUGUCCCCACAGCGAGAAGGCUGCAGGAGUUCUAUUUCGAAACUUGUGUUGUGACCUACCGCAUGUUCCACCGACAAACUGUUGAAGGCUGGAUGGAGAUAUUCUUGAAGGAUCGAGAAUUGCAAAGGCCUAUUGCUCAGUCCCUCGGUAAUUCCAGGACUGCAAUUCUCCUUACCAUAAUGGCUAUCGCGACUCUACGCCUGGAGAAACUGAAUGGCGAAAUGUCCACGGCAGAUGAGUCACUCGUUUUACAACGAAGCGAUCACUUGUUCUGUGCUGGUUUGAGAUUGACCGAUAUGGAGAUGGGGUUCCCUCGUCUUGAAUCAGCGCAAGCACGCCUCAUCCAAGUCCUCUAUCUUCUUCAAACAGCUCGCAUGAAUAAAGGCUGGUAUACAUUUGGUAAUGCAUUUCAUAUCACGCUCUCCUUGGGUAUGCACAGGAGACGCGAUGAAAAGCGAGACUUUCCUUUCACGAGUAGGCGACAAAAUUACAUCACUUCAGAAUGCUAUAAGCGCACCUUUUGGGCGGCGUACAUCAUCGACAAGUAUCUUAGUGUUGUAUUUGGCCGGCCUCGACUUUACCAAGAUGAUGACAUUGAUCAGAGCUUUCCAGAUAAUGUCAACGAUGAGGACAUGACGCCACAGGGACCUUCCAUCUCAGAUGAUCCAGCCGAUUGCUAUAUUGAUGCUCUCAUAUUUCAUGCAAAAAUUGCACGAAUAAUUGGAAAGGUAUCACGAGAAGUAUACUCGGUCAGCGACCUUUCCAACCAAGAUCGCUUAGCAGCUGCCCAUCGAUCCGCCCGUGAAUUACAUGAAUGGCGUGCAAGCCUGCCACCACACUUGGGUACUGUGAAACCAUCAACAUUGAUUCCUAGUUUCCGGCGUCAGGCUAUUGCCUUGCAGCUGGCGUAUUCUCAUGCUCUCAUUCACACCAAUCGGCCAUUCCUUUUGACUGAAGCAGCGUCUGAGAAUGUUAUCGAAUGCAUCUCUGCCACCAAAGCCAGUUUAGAGCUCAUCAACAGAAUGGCGGGGGAUAGUACGCUUCUUCAUUCCUUCUGGUGGACACACUAUGUCAUCUUCUGCGCAUUGGCAGUGGUUUAUGUUUGGGAAAUUCAGCGAACCACAAGACCCACCGACGAGAUAGAUAAUCAGUCUCUCGGGAAGAUCUUUGAUCUCGCAGAGAAAUGCCACGGUCAUCUCAAGCGAGGAUCUACUGGUCUAUCACAAAACCGACGAUACAGCGUCAUACUUGACGAACUGAGAUCCGAGGCCCAAAGAUGUAGAAUCUUGAGGGGAAAUCCGCCGUAUCCACACCAAGGUGGUCGUCCUAGUGGCGAAACCAACGCCAACACACAUAUUACCUUUCCAUUCUUACAAGACACGGAUUUGUUUGGGACUGCGGGGAGCGUCCAGGAAGAGAUCAUGCCGAACAUGCUGGACAGUUUUCUCUUCAGUGACUGGCAGACUCUUGACUCAUCGGCCAUCUUCCCAUUUCCUGAUCCAAAUUCUGUUUCUCCGACAUGUUUCCCCGAAUUUCCAUAA